AGAGAUCAAGGGUGAGAAGAAAUGUCAAACGUGAGCCUUGUGACGAUGUUCAUCCUCAGGGGCCUUCCCCAUGCCCCAGCGCUGGACACCCCCCUCUUUGGAAUCUUCCUGGUGAUUUAUGUGCUCACCGUGCUGGGGAACCUCCUCAUCCUGCUGGUGAUCAGGCUGGAUUCUCACCUCCACACCCCCAUGUACUACUUCCUCACCAACCUGUCCUUCAUUGACAUGUGGUUCUCCACUGUCACGGUGCCCAAAAUGCUCAUGACCUUGGUGUCCCCGGGUGGCGGAGCUAUCUCCUUCCACAGCUGCAUGGCCCAGCUCUAUUGCUUCCACCUCCUGGGGAGCACAGAGUGUUUCCUCUACACGGUCAUGUCCUAUGAUCGCUACCUGGCCAUCACUUACCCACUCAGGUAUGCCAGCAUGAUGAGUGGGAGAACCUGUGCCCUCCUGGCCACCAGCACUUGGCUCAGUGGCUGUCUGCACUCUGCUGUCCAGACCAUACUGACAUUCCGUUUGCCCUUCUGUGGGCCCAGCCAGAUCCAGCACUACUUCUGUGAUGCCCCACCCAUCCUCAAACUGGCCUGUGCGGACACCUCGGCCAACGAGAUGGUCAUCUUUGUCAAUAUUGGGGUGGUGGCCUCGGGCUGCUUUCUCCUGAUAGCACUGUCCUACGUGUCCAUCGUCUGCUCCAUCCUGAGGAUCCGCACCUCAGAGGGGAGACACAGAGCCUUUCAGACGUGUGCCUCCCACUGUACCGUGGUCCUUUGUUUCUUUGUUCCCUGUGUUUUCAUUUAUCUGAGGCCAGGCUCCAGGGAAGCUGUGGAUGGUGUUGUGGCAGUUUUCUACACUGUGCUGACACCCCUUCUCAACCCUGUUGUGUACACCCUGAGGAACAAAGACGUGAAAAACGCUCUGUUGAAACUUAACGACAAGUGGAACAUUUUCAGAGAGAUUAAACACUAG
Molecule: messenger RNA, 963 nt
Organism: Microcebus murinus (gray mouse lemur)
Lineage: Eukaryota; Metazoa; Chordata; Mammalia; Primates; Cheirogaleidae
Product: olfactory receptor 10G9
Biological process (GO): G protein-coupled receptor signaling pathway
Cellular component (GO): membrane
Molecular function (GO): G protein-coupled receptor activity; olfactory receptor activity
Source: RefSeq, a predicted model, not a curated record